GCUAUGCAUGAUAAAGUGCUUGGUUUCGCUGUAGGCCGCCUGCCACUUCCCUGAUCUUGAAAGCCGACGUCUCCCGGUAUUCUUCUGUGGGCAAGGAAUACGAAUUGAUUGGAGACGGAAGUCGGCUUGGUGUGACGAAGUUCAGGACCGUAACGCCAGGGACGGAGGCUCGAAGGAGUGCGUAGGCUAUAUAUGGGGUUGGACUUCCAUCUCGUCAUCCUCUUCUGUCGCUGCUCGGUAUCCACGGACCUCGAUUCGGCUCGUGCUGUCACCAGGAAGCCGCAUCUAUCAUCGUCACACACCACAGAAGCUCAGACAUCGUCGGCAUGCCUCACACCACUGUUGCGGUUGCCGCCUUACUUUGCGUCGCUAAAGGCGUCCUCGGCGUUGACCUCCAGCAUUGUGGCCAGGCACAGUACGACCCGGCUGAGUAUGUCUGCUGGGAGAACCAAUUCCUCUGCCCCAUCAGAGCGGGCGAGCCUCUAUCCCACUGCGCAGGCGCAUGCUACAGCAAGUUCAUGUACACCUGUACGGACAACGUCGUGACGCUUCUCCCGCCGGUAGAUACCCCCUUCACACUCACUGUCGACAACCCGGGCCUGCCCAUCCACGGCAAGCCCGUCACGGCGGCGGGGCAGCACUGGUCCCUCGACGGCCAAACGAGCAGCUACUGUCCUUCGCAAGUUGGCAGCGAGUGUCCGCCGGGCAAUUCCACCGUCAUCGUUGCCAGCGAAGGUCGCGCAGCCAUGAGCGUCAUGGUUCCCGGCGGCCAGCAGGCCUACCUGGACCCGUACUGGAACAUGGUCUACACCCAGGCUCACUCGGCCUACAUUCCGUCCGGCAGCACCGUGACAGGAUUCGGUGCCUACCAGGGCGGCGGCUUCGUCAACCUGAACGGCAACGGCUGGGGCUGGGUUGCCUGCCCGCCACGAGCGUCUGGCGGUGGCGGACCGGGCUGGAACCUGGUGGCUAGGAACGCGACGAAUGCGGCCACGCUUAACGAAUGUCACUCAAUUAAUCUCAGAGUCAACUCGCUGCCAGGGAGCACCCUUGGCGCUUGGCAGUAUACAUAACUCUCGUGUUUCUCUAUGUUGCUGAUUUCAGAGUGGCUCCAUUGGCGCGCUGUGGAAUGUGGCGUUGGAGAUUAUGUCGAGGUCGCGGCGCUGUGGCCUACUGUGAAGGUGAACGACCUGCGUUGCGGUGUAUGUCCUCAUGAAUAGGGAGAUGCAUGCUGGGAAAGUGGCGGUGGUGGCGUGGGGAACGCAAUACAAAUCAUGAUCCAGGAUUGAAACGAGC
This is a messenger RNA of Parathielavia appendiculata, 1296 nucleotides long. RefSeq names its product carbohydrate-binding module family 52 protein. Gene Ontology annotation, molecular function: carbohydrate binding. The record is from RefSeq and is a predicted model, not a curated record. Lineage: Eukaryota; Fungi; Ascomycota; Sordariomycetes; Sordariales; Chaetomiaceae. The transcript is spliced from 3 exons. Bases 327 to 1073 code for a protein of 248 amino acids.